Thlaspi arvense is the source of this 1448-nucleotide messenger RNA. Lineage: Eukaryota; Viridiplantae; Streptophyta; Magnoliopsida; Brassicales; Brassicaceae. The record is from the annotation of a GenBank genome assembly.
ACAAAAACAAGAACUCAAUCGCUCAAAGAGAGAGAGAGAGAGAGGAGAAAGAAUAUGGCGAUAUCUCAAGAUCAUAACAAAGCAUUUGGUUGGGCAGCCAACGACAAAUCCGGCAUCUUAUCUCCGUUUCAUUUCUCUAGAAGAGAGAAUGGUGACAACGAUGUGACGGUGACGAUAUUGUUUUGUGGUGUUUGUCACUCUGAUCUUCAUACCAUCAAGAACGAUUGGGGAUUCUCUCAGUACCCUAUCAUUCCCGGGCAUGAAAUCGUUGGAAUCGCAACAAAAGUUGGCAAGAACGUGACAAAGUUCAAAGAAGGAGACCGAGUAGGAGUAGGAGUCAUAAUCGGUUCAUGCCAAUCAUGUGAAUCAUGUAACCAAGACUUAGAAAACUACUGUCCUCAACUUGUCUACACAUACAACUCUCGUUCCUCUGACGGAACCAGAAACCAAGGUGGUUAUUCCGACAAAAUCGUUGUCGAUCAACGCUUUGUCCUAAGCUUUCCCGACGGUUUACCGAGCGACGCAGGCGCACCGCUGCUCUGCGCUGGAAUCACUGUGUACAGUCCAAUGAAGUAUUACGGUAUGACCGAAGAAAAAGGGAAACAUUUAGGUGUGAGUGGACUUGGUGGGCUUGGUCAUAUCGCUGUGAAGAUUGGUAAAGCCUUUGGUUUGAAAGUCACUGUGAUUAGUAGAUCAUCGGAGAAAGAGAGAGAAGCCAUUAAUAGACUCGGUGCUGACUCGUUUCUCAUCACAACCGAUCCUCAAAAGAUGAAGGAUGCAAUUGGGACAAUGGAUUUCGUGAUGGACACGGUAUCAGCAGAACAUUCUCUUUUACCGUUGUUUAGUUUGCUUAAAGUGAAUGGAAAGCUUGUGACGUUAGGCUUACCGGAGAAGCCACUUGAGCUACCAAUCUUCCCUAUGGUUCUCGGAAGGAAAAUGGUAGGAGGAAGUCAGAUUGGAGGGAUGAAGGAGACACAAGAGAUGCUUGACUUUUGCGCCAAGCAUAAUAUCGUUUCGGAUAUCGAACUCAUAAAGAUGAGUGAUAUCAACAUGGCCAUGGACCGUUUGGCUAAAUCUGAUGUUAGGUACCGGUUCGUGAUCGAUGUGGCAAACUCCUUCAGUUCUGCUUUAUAAGCUGAGAGAUUAAAGAACAUGUCGACCAUUUCUGCAUAUGGUUUCUGGUCUUCCAUCUAUGGUGUAAUGAAUAAAGCAAAGAAUCUGGGAAUUUCUGGAGAACGGUUACAAAAGCACGAAUCUAUUUUCUUGUUGGAGAAGUUGCUUGUCUUUUCUAUCUAUACUCUGUUUUGUUUUAGGUGAAAGAUUGAGAGAGAUCCAUUUUCUUGCUGAACAAGUUACUCUUUUCUUCUUUUAUGCUCUGUUUAGUGCUUGUUUAACAGUUGUUUUGAAGCAAGGAUUGUUACAGAAGAAAUGUUGAACCCUAAAAGUAG